AUGUGUUUGAACUUGAAGACGUAUCGCAGACAACUAUACACCCCAGUUAAAGCGACGGUAAUGGCAGCAGUAUCAUCUACAGGGGAGCCCGACUAUUACACGCUGUCAAUGGCUGUGAAUGCACAUCAACCACGCGACAGCAAUGACAUUCGUACCAUUAUACCUGGACGCAAGCGUGUGGCAACGGCUGAUCGAUAUGAAACCGUGACAUGUGUUAUGUAUGCACUUGUGGCAUUAUGUACAAGCAUUCAUGCAAUGCAUGAAAGCUGCAAUACGAGGCGACAGCAAUGGCAUUAG
Messenger RNA from Plasmopara halstedii, 297 nucleotides. RefSeq lists its product as uncharacterized. Bases 1 to 297 code for a protein of 98 amino acids. The transcript has 2 exons. The record is from RefSeq and is a predicted model, not a curated record. NCBI's taxonomy places the organism in Eukaryota, Oomycota, Peronosporomycetes, Peronosporales, Peronosporaceae.